Molecule: messenger RNA, 1401 nt
Organism: Melampsora larici-populina 98AG31
Lineage: Eukaryota; Fungi; Basidiomycota; Pucciniomycetes; Pucciniales; Melampsoraceae
Exons: 10
Coding region: 1-1401 (466 amino acids)
Source: RefSeq, a predicted model, not a curated record
AUGCAAAACAAUAUUCAUGCUUGCCGAAGUCACGGGAGUGGAUCGCGAUAUACCGACUUAGAGUCAGGCUACGAAUACGAUGUUCAAUUCCCAAACCUCCAUAGCUGGGGCGAAAGCUAUACUGGAUUAACUCCUGUGGACGAAGCCCCGGCCCGACUCGAUCUAGACACCCAUCUAACUGUGGAUGCCAUCUCCGAUUUGGCUGAAGCCAUGUCCAAUGAUAUCACGACGACAAUCGACAACACAGAUACAGCUACACCAGACCCUGUUGCAGCUACUCUCAAUUCACCUUUGAUUGUAGCUGAUACAGUCAUACCCGAGCCUAUCGCAGGUUUAGCCGGGGUAGUGCAGCCUGGAAACAUAUCCUUGAAGCGCCGGCGACCGGAAGUCUUAGAUGAACAGGUCAAUGGGAUGAAAACGGCAGAGGAUCAUGCUCUUAAACGCCAAAAAAUCAACCUUCAUUCUCCCGAUGCAUGCAACACCAACACGUAUCAACUUUGGGGUGAUGAGGCUCUACCAACUGAAAUCGCCAUCACAAUCAAUCACAACCAUACUCAACUGCAAGAUGAUAUGCAUCGCGUUGCCACGCCUGCUGCAGCGAUCACCUCUGAUAAUACUUCUGAUAAUACUCACCUGCAAGAUGAUUCCAAUCGCUUUUCCACACCUGCUGCAGCUAUCACCUCUGAUAAUACUUCCCUGCACGACGAUAUCAAUCGCUUUUUCACACCUGCGGCUGCGAUCGAUUCUGAUCCCAUGGCGGCUAAUACUAAAGCCCAUGCAAUCAAGCCUGAAAGUCUCUCUCUCAAACGCCAGCAAGCUAAAGUCUUUGACGAAAGUUCUGAAGUGCCGGUCACACCAGUUCCUAAACGUCAAAAAAUCGAUCCGUUUGAUGGCCCAGCAAUUCUUGGAACUCCUUGUACCCCCGUUGUUGAUGAACAACCGGACGUGCCAGUGACCCCGGUUGAUAACUAUCAAAACAUCAAUUCAUCUGAUGACUUGAUGAUUCUCGAAACCCCGCGCACUCCGGUUUUUGUUAAACAACCUAGUGGACAACCCAAUGUCCCGAUGACACUAGUUUAUGAUCAUCAAAAAAACCACACUUCCGAUGGCUCAAUCACUCUCGGCACCACUUCUACUCCGGUCUUCAUUGAGCAACCAAUUGUGCCGGUCACACCAGUUCCUAAACGUCAAAAAAUCGAUCCGUUUGAUGGCCCAGCAAUUCGAACUCCUUGUACCCCCGUUGUUGAUGAACAACCGGACAUGCCAGUGACCCCGGUUGAUAACUAUCAAAACACCAAUUCAUCUGAUGACUUGAUGAUUCUUGAAACCCCGCGCACUCCGGUUUUUGUUAAACAACCUAGUGGACAACCCAAUGGUGUUCCCAAUGACACUAGUUUAUGA